AUGAAGCUCUCAUCCAUCUUCACGGCCGUCGUUGCUGCCCUGGCCACCACCGUGGCCGCCUCCCCCGUCGCAAAGCGUGACGGAGCUGCCGUCGUCGACACCGUGUCUGCCAUCUCCCAGCAGAUCACUGACCUCGAUGCCGUCGUCAAGACCUACAAUGGCGGCCUCAUCACUCCCCUCAAGAUCCAGACCAAGACCAGCAAGUUGACCUCUGGUCUCAAGAAGGCCAUCAAGACCGUCCAGGCCUCCGCCAAGUUCAACGACCAGGAGUCCCAGGCCGUCGCCACCGCCUUUGUUCAGCUCAAGCCCAAGAUCGAUACCGUGCUUGCGACCAUCACCAGCAAGCAGCCUGUCUUCAAGAAGGGUGUUCUCGGCAUCUUCCCGCUCGACUGGUUGGUUAGAUACAACCUCAAACAACAAAAGGACCUCUCGGCCAAGCUAGGGGAUGAGACCGUGCUCAAGCUGAAUGAGCAGUUUGCCAAGUUGGCGCCUUUGAUCAAUGCUGCUAUUGCCGAUGCUUUUGCCAAGGCAAUUGCUGCCUUUUCCUGA
Messenger RNA from Microsporum canis CBS 113480, 549 nucleotides. RefSeq names its product hydrophobic surface binding protein B. NCBI's taxonomy places the organism in Eukaryota, Fungi, Ascomycota, Eurotiomycetes, Onygenales, Arthrodermataceae. The record is from RefSeq and is a predicted model, not a curated record. Gene Ontology annotation, cellular component: extracellular region. The transcript has a single exon. Bases 1 to 549 code for a protein of 182 amino acids.